AUGACCCCUUUGUCCCACGAACCCCGCAUAAGAAGCGGCGCGCGCGUGCUUUUUGCGCUGGUGAAUCUGCGCAGUGGGGGGCACCGCUGCGCUCGGUAUGUGCUCCGCAAGUUCAUUGAUACCCUUGGCGCCGAUCGGGUGUGGGUCCUCUUCGAGGGCGAAAAUAUGGAACACCACCGCACAGAGCUUGAGUGCUUCCUACGCAAGCAAGCCCCCGACUACGUCAUUGUUGCCGGUGGUGACGGUACCAUCUCCUUCGUUGUGGACGUAAUCAAGCGACUCCAGAAUCAAAACUUACUCUCCCCGCACCGUGGCGUGAUUGCGCCUUUUCCACUUGGCACUGGCAACGAUCUCAGCACCUCGCUUGGUUUCGGCAGUGGCUUUGCACGCUGGAUCGUGCUGGGCGAGCGCCGCUUCCAGCGCUUGAUGCGGGACUACGAGACGGCCACCGUCACAAACGUGGAUAGAUGGUCCCUUCACGUGACCACCACGAUGGCACGGCACCCCAACGGUUUGGCGCACAACUAUGUAUUCAACAACUACUUCUCCAUCGGCUUUGAUGCGGCGGUGGCAAACGGACUCAACCACUUUCGGGGUCGUUACCCCCACCUCUUUACAACUAGGCCAGUUAUCAAGCUGUGGUAUGCUGUCUUUGCUGUCAAGGCACUCUUUACCGAGAAGAAGAUCGGUUCCUCCAUUCUGCUUGAAGUGGAUGGGCACCGCGUACCGGUGCCGGCGAGCGCCAAGUCUGUUGCUGUGUGUAACGUGCUGACGUACGCCGGCGGUGCUGUCGCCUGGAACGGUACUGCCGUUGACCACUACGCCAAGCCGUGUGUGUGUGAUGGCCGUGUGGAGAUUGUUUGUUUCUAUGGCAUAUGGCAUCUGGCGCUUGUGCGUCUGGGCUGGUGCUAUGGGAAGAAACUUGGACAAGGCAGCACCGUCUGCAUUGAAACCGAUUGCCACUCCUUCCAAGUUGACGGCGAAGAGGUGCUGAAUAGGACGGGCGCUACGGGUAAAUGUACGGUCCGCAUUGCCCACUUGUCUACUUCACAGUGCCUAGCCGUACCACCACGGUCGGAGACGAACGCCUUUGUCCUCUUGCUCGCACCGGCCGUGGUGGGGCUGGCCAUCAUCAUAAUUCUGUACCUCACCUCCGUUUCGUAG
Molecule: messenger RNA, 1164 nt
Organism: Leishmania braziliensis MHOM/BR/75/M2904
Lineage: Eukaryota; Euglenozoa; Kinetoplastea; Trypanosomatida; Trypanosomatidae
Product: diacylglycerol kinase-like protein
Exons: 1
Coding region: 1-1164 (387 amino acids)
Molecular function (GO): ATP-dependent diacylglycerol kinase activity
Source: RefSeq, a predicted model, not a curated record